Molecule: messenger RNA, 5328 nt
Organism: Scleropages formosus (Asian bonytongue)
Lineage: Eukaryota; Metazoa; Chordata; Actinopteri; Osteoglossiformes; Osteoglossidae
Product: complement C5-like
Exons: 41
Coding region: 112-5172 (1686 amino acids)
Cellular component (GO): extracellular region
Molecular function (GO): protein binding; endopeptidase inhibitor activity
Source: RefSeq, a predicted model, not a curated record
AAUAAACAGCGUGGAGAUUUGAUUUUUCUCAGUGAAGCAGGCAAGGCAGGCAGAGCACUGCAGUUUUUUUUGGAGUGGAGGUGUUCUGUCGUGCUCUCGUUCCUGUGAGAGAUGAGGGAACUUCCACUGCUACUCGGUUUCCUGUGCUUGUGCUGGAGGACAGAGGCACAGGACAAGAUGUACCUCAUCACGGCACCUAAAGUCCUGCGACUGGAUGCAAGCGAGACGGUGGUUGUUCAGCUCUUUGGCUACAACGAGGAGUCCACUUUCAUUGUGUCACUGAAGAGCUACCCAGACAAGCGGCAGACAUUUGCCACUCAGUCUGUGACGCUCUCCUCUGCAAAUCGCUUCCAAGAUGUGGCCACUCUUAGGCUGUUGCCCAAAGAUUUCCCGAAGGAGGCUUCCUAUGUAUACCUGGAGGCGAUGUCCACCAACUUCACUAGGGAGGAGAAAGUGGAGGUCACUCGUGAGAACGGCUUCUUCUUCAUCCAGACAGACAAGCCGUUGUACAACCCCGAACAGUCAGUGAAGGUGCGAGUAUUUUCCCUCGAUGAAGAGCUGAGGCCAGCACUCAGACCUGUUACGCUCACCUUCGUAGAUCCAGAUGCUGUAAAGAUGGAUAUUGUGGAGCUAAGAGAUGUCAGUGGGGUUCUCUCAAUGCAGACGCCUUUUAAAAUCCCCCUUAAGCCAAAGUGUGGUGUCUGGAGAAUUGAGGCCACCUACACUGAUGACUUCAGCACUCAAGCAACAGCUGAAUUUGAAGUCAAGGAAUACGUUUUACCCAGCAUAUCCGUCCAAAUCCAGCCGGAGGCCAGCUACAUCAGUUCUGUCACCUUUCACUCAUUCAAGCUUACGGUGACAGCCAGGUACGUCCAUGGGUCUCCAGUUUCCUCUGCGCAGGUGUUCCUGAGAUUUGGUUAUACCGAGGGCAGCCAGACCACCAUAAUUCCAAACACAGUAACAAAACAAGAGCUGAUUGAUGGAUUCCUAGAAGUUUCCAUCAACGUGGAAGAGGCCCUGAAACUGCUGGAAGACAGUGGGCCCAGAACCCUGCAGGACAUGGAUGGGAAGUUCUUGUACGUUGCUGUAUCCCUGCGUGAAACUGACGGGGGUAUUUCUCAAGAGGCAGAGCUCGCUACAGUAAAAUUUCUCCAGUCACCAUUUACGAUGGCACUGGUUGCCACUCCGCCAUUUAUCAAGCCUGGACUGCCAUACUCUCUCAGGGUUUUAGUGAAGGACCCUCUAGGGCAGCCUGUGGGUCAGGUGCCAGUGAAGGUGCGUGCAACUAUGACCAACAAUAACGGAGAGGAGUCACUGCUGGAUUACUCUGGAACAACAGAGGGUUACGCUCAGACCAGCCGUAACGACGGCACAGCAAUCUUCAUCUACAACAUGCCCUCCGACUCUAAGGCUGCUGUUUUUACUCUGGAGACGGCAGAUAAGAGCCUGUCUCCUAGUAACCAGGCCAUGCUAAGGCAUGAAACUACUGCCUACUACUCCAUCGACAAGCGUUAUCUGUACAUAGACUGGGCUUCCCACUAUCAAGAGCUAAAUGCGGGUGAAUAUCUCACCAUCAGUGUCUACUUCCAGCACUACAGCAAUAUUUCUCUCCAAACAUUCAGUUAUCAGGUCAUUUCUAAGGGGAAAAUUGUAAAGUUUGACACGGUCAACCGUUAUGGAAGAUCCAAUUACCAGGCCAUCAACUUUCAGGUGACACCUGACAUGGUGCCAUCUGCCCGUCUGCUGGUCUAUUACAUAAUGACUGGGGAGAACAUAACUGAGUUAGUGGCGGACUCGGUAUGGAUUAAUGUUAAAGGGAAAUGUGUCAAUGAUCUCCAGAUGAGGCUUUCUGCACCUACAAAGGAAUACAGUCCUAAGGACAACUUGGCACUGACGGUGAAGGCCAAGCAUAACUCCCUUGUGGCCCUUUCCUCAAUCGACACUGCUAUUUACAAUCUCAAAGCUUUCAGAAAAGACCCAAUGACCAGAGUGCUGCGCCACAUUGAGCAGAGUGACCACGGCUGUGGGGGAGGUGGGGGAAAAGACAACGCUGAUGUUUUCCGUCUUGCUGGUCUCACCUUCAUGACCAAUGCCAAUGCUAAAGCUGCGCAGCUUGAAGAUGAAACGUGUUCAGCAAUUACUCGUCCAAAGCGACAAGCAGGCCUUACGCCCCAGAUGCAAAAAAAAGUCAGGUCAUAUAAGCACCUUAAAAAUUGCUGCCUGGCGGGGAUAAAGACUAUUCCAACUCUGGAUACAUGUUCUGCACGUGCAAGACGCCUCUCCAAUUCAGAGGAGUGCAAGAAGGCCUUUAGAGAGUGUUGCGAGUUUCGCCUGAAGCUAGAACACCAGAACAAAAACGAACUUCAACUGGCACGUAUGGAGAUUGAAUUGGAGUUUGGACUGGAAGCUCCACGUGUGCGCAGUUACUUCCCAGAGAGCUGGCUCUGGGAGACUCACCGCAUCUCAGAUAGGUCAGGGCUGUUUUCCUUGUCCAAACCUUUACCAGACUCACUCACCACGUGGGAAAUAAAAGCUGUGGGGAUGUUCAGUGAGGGAAUAUGUGUGGCAGAUGCCCUAAGGGUCCAAGUAACCCAGAAAGUGAGCUUGGAUGUGCCCCUACCCUACUCUAUGGUCCGUGGGGAGCAAGUGGAGCUCCGUGGUUCCGUCUACAGCCAGUAUUUCACAGGCUCCUGGUUUUGUGUGACACUUACUGUGCCCAAAGGGGUGUGCCUACUUCAGGGCAGGCAAACUGAAGAUGGGCAAGCGCAAAGUACGCCUUGUAUCAAAACUUCUUUGAAGGAGGAAUUGGUGAAUUUGGUUUCUUUCACACUCAUGGCUUUGGAAGCUGGCUCACACACACUUCGGUUCACUCUAAAAUCACCUCUUGGCUCGGAGACCCUCAUCAAGACCCUUCGUGUGGUGCCAGAGGGCAUCAGGACAGAAUUGAACACUGGAGGCACUUUGGAUCCCCAGGGUGUCUAUGGAAACCUGAGAAUGAGCCUAGAAUUCAACAACAGCAUUCCUCUAAAUUUGGUACCCAAGUCUAAUGUGGAGCGUCUCCUCACUGUCAGUGGUGAGCUGCUGGGAGACAUCAUGUUUAUUAUGACUGACCCCAAAGGGCUGUACCAGUUGACUAAUUUACCACGUGGUUCUGCUGAAGUAGAAAUUAUGGGCAUCCUCCCCAUCUACUAUGUCUUCCACUACCUGGAAGAGACAGAGAGGUGGGACCUGCUGGGCGAUGAUACCACCAGCCACAGAGUAGCGCUCAAGAGAAAGCUGAAGGAAGGGAUCACCAGUGUGAUGUCAUUCAGAAAAAAACUUGAGUAUGGUUACAGCAUGUGGAAGGACAGAGAGGCCAGCACAUGGCUGACAGCUCUCGUAGUGAAGACUUUUGGACAAGUGGACAAGUAUGUAACAGUGGACAGAAGGUCUUUGUGCAACUCGCUCUUCUGGCUGCAGUCUAGUCGUCAGAAUGCGGACGGCUCAUUCAAGGAGCUCGCUGACUACAAGCCAUUGAAACUCAUGGGUGCUGGAGCAAACGUGAAGGAGCAGGCAGCCUAUCUCACAUCCUUUGUAAUAAUUGGCAUCAAGAAUGCCAUGGCAGUCCCAGAGUGCUCCCUGGAGGAAUUUAACAAAUUACUUAAAAAUGCAGAGAGGUUCUUGUUCGACAACAUCAAGUCCCUGAAGAACAUGUAUGUGCGAGCAAUUACUGCUUAUUCCCUGGCGUUAUUGGAUAAAAGCAGCAUACCAGCUCGGGAACUAUAUGAAACACUUCAGAAUUAUGCACAAGUGAAAGGAAAUCCACCCGUGGUCCGGUUCUGGCAGGAGCAGUCCACAUCUCCGAAUCCAUCAGCACCUAAUAAGGCAUCAGCACAGAGCGUGGAGACUACAGUGUAUGUCCUGCUCAUGGCAUUGCUGUAUGGGGACAGUGAAUAUGCAGCCCCCAUCAUCAGAUGGCUCUCACAAGACCAGCGCUAUGGAGGAGGAUUUCAGUCAACGCAGGACACGGUUCUCACUCUGGAAGCCCUAACCAAAUACAGUACGUUGGUCAAACAUGCCAAGCUUGACAUGGAGAUCCGUGCCUCCUACAGAAACAAAGGAGAACUAGAAAUAAUAAAGCUCUCCCAGAGGAAACCGGUGGGCAAAGCAAUCCAGGUCAACAAGGAUGAUGACGUUGUCCUGAUCACAGGCAGUAGUACCGGGGUAUCAGUUGCCAAUAUGAAAACUGUGUACUAUACCACAACACAGAGUAAUGACAACUGCCACUUCCACCUGACCAUUGAGGUUCAUCCACCUGUUCCGAGUUCCUCAGAUCCCAUGCUUCUGGCCCCCCGACUUGUUGCCUGUGCUAAGUACAAUCCUCGAGACAAUGAGGUGUAUACAGAGUCAGCACAUACAGUCAUGGAGAUCCAUCUGCCCACAGGCAUGCAGCCUUUCCAGGAGGACCUCGAAAUGAUGCAGAAUGGACUAGAAUCUGUAGUCUCUCACUAUGAGAUUAAAGAAGACCAGGUCAUUCUCCAGCUGGACACUAUUCCCUCAGAUACAUUCCUGUGUGUGGGCUUUCGGAUGCAGGAGCUCUUCCGUACUGGCAUGGUCAGCUCCUCCCUUUUCAAGGUGUAUGAGUACCGUGACCCAGAUAGCCAGUGCUCCAAGCUUUACCAUGCACACGAGGAACGCAAGUUGCUGCAGCUGUGUGAGGGUGAUCAGUGUCAGUGUAUGACAGCCUCGUGCAGUUUUGUAACUGAGAUGGAUCUCUCCAUCACGGCCCAGAAGCGUUUAGAUACAGCUUGCCAGGAUAAAAUAAGAUAUGCAUUUAAAGUACAGAUUGAAUAUUCAAAGGGAGAAGGAGAUUUUGUGAAUUAUGUUGCCAAAAUAGAAGAUGUAUUUAAAAAGGGUACUGAAAAUGUUCAGAGAAACACGGAGGUGACUUUUGUAAAGAAGGCAACAUGUACAGAUGUCAAGCUGCAGGAUGGAGCGCACUAUCUGAUCAUGGGAGCAGAGGGCAUGCAGAUACUACACAACAGGAGAUACAAGUAUAAAUUCCCCCUGGACUCAGAGGCCUGGGUGGAGAAAUGGCCCACAGCAAGUGACUGCAAAGGGAAACCCUGCUCUGACUUCUUAAAUAUCAUGGAGGACUUUGCAGAGGAUUUCUUACUAAUGGGUUGCCCUUAAUUUGGAUUCUGUAAUGUACACUCUUCAUUUAGAGUCAUUUUUCUGCCCAGUUCCUCCUGCAGUUGUGCCAUAAUACAAAUAUGCUACAUUGUCUGUGCAUGUGUAAAUAUAGGUAAUGCAUACAUUUGUCUAGAAGAAAUAAAAUGAGUACAAAAA